UUUAGCUAGUCUGAUUGAUAGAGUACAAUGGCUGUAGAAAAUAGGCUACUGUUCUUCAGCAAGGAGGUUACAAGAUGCAUAAAGGACCCGACAGUUGUGUCCCAUCUCGAGGCAGAUUCUGUAAUCUCAUCAGAUGAGAGUUCUAAACUAAAGAAGAUAUAUCUGGAUGGUGAUCCGUUUAAAGCAAAUGAGGAAAUGAUUGACUGUCUUCUUAAAUCAACAGCAAAGGGAAAGUGGAGAUCAUUCUUAGAGGCCUUAGAAAAAUCAGGCUAUCGUCACUUAAAAUCCUUGCUUGAAUCAACUGACAGACCAAGUUCAAGUGAUACACGUGAAAGAGAAAUAAUACGAGUGUUCAUUCCGUUCUUAGAAAAGACAGUUACAGCAAAAGAAAUUGUGUCAGAUCUGUACUCAAGAAAAGUUAUAAACGAAGUGGAUGACGAAUUGAUACGUGCAACAUAUCAAAAUAAAGGAGACACAUAUGCUACAAUUGUCUUACUUGAAAGAAUGCAGUGUAGAUUGGCUCCAGAUGAAUGGUUUUAUGAAUUUCUGAGUGUAUUAGUACAAAGGAACCUAGAAUAUGUCGUAAAAGAAAUUGAACCAGAUUUUUUGGUCUCUCCUGAACGGUUUCGACCUUGCACAGGUAGGAUUUUGUGCCCUUUAAGCAAUACUUCAAAAUGUUAUCAUUUUAAUAAAUACAAUAUUCAUAAAAUCAUUUACCUACCUAUUUGUCUCUACAUAAAACAAGCCCUCUCUCGAGUGUUACAGGCAGGACUAUGUGAACGUCGAAAAUACUAGUAAAAAUGUAACAGUAAUCAUGGUAAUAAAAAGAACCUUGCAAAGAAUAUUGUCAGGCAAAAUGAGACUUGAAUGAAAGUAUUCCAGUCAGUUUUUAAGCUGUUAGGUAUUAAGUGAGAACACCUGUACAAACUUUCAUAGCUGUAAAAGAACUGUAUUCUUGUUCAAAAUAACAGUCAUGCUUAUUUCAAAUUGACACUUGUAGAUUUUAUAUGACAACAUUGAUUUUACAGUGGUAGACU
Messenger RNA from Mercenaria mercenaria, 1037 nucleotides. RefSeq lists its product as uncharacterized. The record is from RefSeq and is a predicted model, not a curated record. Lineage: Eukaryota; Metazoa; Mollusca; Bivalvia; Venerida; Veneridae. The coding region runs from base 28 to 795 and encodes 255 amino acids. The transcript is spliced from 3 exons.